Messenger RNA from Stegastes partitus (bicolor damselfish), 2542 nucleotides. RefSeq names its product coiled-coil domain-containing protein 102A. The annotation marks the transcript as partial. The transcript is spliced from 3 exons. NCBI's taxonomy places the organism in Eukaryota, Metazoa, Chordata, Actinopteri, Pomacentridae. The record is from RefSeq and is a predicted model, not a curated record.
GAGCUGGCUGACCUUCGCCAUGUUCACACUAAGCUUAAGAAGCAGUUCCAGGAAAAGACAGCAGAGCUUGCCCAUGCCAACCGGAGGGUGGAGAGCCAUGAGGCUGAAGUCAAAAAGCUCCGACUGAGGGUGGAGGAGCUUAAGAAAGAGUUGGGACAGGCUGAGGACGAGUUGGACGAGUCGCAUAACCAGACCAGAAAGCUACAGAGGUCUCUAGAUGAGCAGGUGGAACACACCGAGAACCUGCAGGUGCAAUUGGAACACUUACAGUCAAGACUGCGGCGACAGCAGCAGAGUCCUGGUCUAUUUGGGAAGAUGCGAUCAGCUCGGUUCAGUCCGGACAAUCCAGACGGUCCAAGCAGCGACAUGGAUGAGGAGGAGGAGGAACUGCAGCUCCAGAUCCCAUGACAUAGACACACACUUACACAAACACACAUUCUCUUGGGGGGGAAAAAAACUUCAUAUGCCCAGAAAUGAUUAUGUUUUUCAAUAGGAAUCAGCACUGUCCCGACCAGCAAGCAACAUUUUAGGAAAGAUUUCAGCCUGCGUCAGAUCGAGCAGUCAGUAUUAUGUUUAUAUCUCCACAUCUAUACAUCUUCAUUUGGAUCCAAAUUAAAAUAGCCUCAAUUGCUUGCUGGGUAUGUCAUCAAUCAAUAAUCAAUUAAUAAAAAGAAAGCAGCUUUAAUCAAAUGAACGAUCAACAUCUAUGUGGUUUAUUCCAGAAGAAAUGUGAAAGAAUCAGAACAGUCUGAAGAAGUCAGAGUAACAAAGUUUUCAUCAAGCAUCAAUGUGAUAAGCACACAGCUAAUAUUUAUGGAGACAACACACACAAUGCACACUCAAACUCAUACAUGCUUGGACAUACUUGCAUAUAUAGACACAGCCACAAGAUCAACCCCAGCCAGACUGUGACAGACAACAACAGGAUAUCCACUUAGUAUAAUAGUGGAUGGAAGAAUCUUUCCUUAAUUGAUUUGUUGACAAACUUCCAACAAACCACUCUGAAAGAGGCCGACAUGUUUAAUCCUUUAAACGACUCAGUCAUUCUUACCUCAUAUCAUUACAAGCAAUACAGCUGCCCACCUGAACUGUGCUGCUGUUUUCAAACAUGUCAACCCUACAUCUACAUUAGCAGUAUUAUAAAAAAUGGAAAAACCAUUUCAUGUUCCGUUUCUGAUUGGAGGUGUUUAUUCAUAUAUACCAAGGGAACACCAGUCUUUUUAGGAUUUUACAUGCUGCUUAAAAUGUUCUGUCACAUUUUAACAAGAUUUGAGUAUUUUUUUUUGCCCAACUAUCAAAGACUCAACAUCUAUUUCUGAUGUACUAGUAAGUAAUGUUCACGACCAUUGCUGGGAGCACACUGCAGAAACUUUACACUGCCUCAGAAAAUAGUAGGUUGUCUCUGGCCUCUGAUGAGCUGCAACUCUGUAUGUGUUGCACUAAACUUCUCAUUGACAACUUUUUUCCACCUAGAGAGCUGUCUUCUGACACUGCCCUUAUACUCUACAUGAGGACAUUUUUAUUUCUUGUAGUUUCUACACAAUACAGAAGAAUCAUACAGGAAUCAAAACUAGCACAACUGGCUCUCAUUGCCUUCUGAGUGUAUCUGAUGAUAUCUGCACAAAGUUGAGCUUUUCUCACCUCUCCCCUGUAGAGCCACUGUGCAGCUCAGUGGGCGGAACCAGGCUGCAAUGCCAUGUCCCAUUUGCAAAGAGCAGCAGCCCAUCACUGUCAUUAUGGGUGAACGGCACUAUUAUGGGUGCAAGUUAGGAUUAAAUUCACAGUAUGUGUGAAGCAGGCGUUUGCUGCCUUUUCAGACUUUGUAUUUUCAUUCCACAUCAGGCCCAGCUCAAACUGAGAGAAAGCCCACUACAUCUCUUCAUACAUGGCUGCUGCUGUCCUACAAUUGCACUGUGGGUUUUUAGCAUGAUGGCUGUGUUCUAGGGAAGCUAAAAUUUGCAUUAAAUAAUAUGAAAGAUGCACAUAUACACAAAUAGACUGGCUUGGAACUGAACCUGACUUAAGGCUACUGUGCUUUGUUAUGUUACAACUCAUAGACAUAUUAUGAACUUGGUGUGGAAGUACUUUCUCUCAUAGAAAAACCCUCAUCUGACCACAAUAAUAUACCAAUACAUGAAAUGUCAUGCUGACCCACCAAACAUGUACAACUUUUAUUUGACAAUAAACGGUAAUUUGCAUUUAGUGACAGUAUGCACGAAGCAGUGCAAUCACAAGCCUGUCAUGUUAAUGUCACACUUUUUUGAAGAUGACAACAGCAUGUUGCCUCCUCAGUCGUAUCAUAACUGUCAGCAUCAAUUUCAUCCUCUUCUCUGACGAUGUGCAUUCUAAAAGUGAGGGAAAUCUGCUUGUAUUAUCAGAAAAGUGUGUUAAGUCUUAUCAUUUCACAAUGUAGUGUAUUCCCAGCAUGACCGGAGCUGCUCUCUGACAAUAACAACGUGACAGUGAAUUUUAGACUGUAUGUACAUCAGCAUGAGCUAAGAGAAUGUUCAAUAUCAUUGUUAAAUGAAUACACUGAGCAUUA